Molecule: messenger RNA, 1666 nt
Organism: Cololabis saira (Pacific saury)
Lineage: Eukaryota; Metazoa; Chordata; Actinopteri; Beloniformes; Belonidae
Product: ras-related protein Rab-8A-like
Exons: 8
Coding region: 27-647 (206 amino acids)
Biological process (GO): protein secretion; Golgi vesicle fusion to target membrane; protein localization to plasma membrane
Cellular component (GO): synaptic vesicle; trans-Golgi network transport vesicle; endosome
Molecular function (GO): GTP binding; GTPase activity
Source: RefSeq, a predicted model, not a curated record
GCGGGAUUUCCGCAAUAAUACUAAGUAUGGCAAAAACAUACGACUAUUUGUUUAAAUUACUGUUAAUCGGGGACUCUGGUGUCGGGAAGACCUGCGUCCUGUUCAGGUUUUCGGAGGACGCCUUCAACUCGACGUUUAUCUCAACAAUAGGCAUUGAUUUCAAGAUUAGGACAAUAGAACUUGACGGAAAGAAGAUAAAGUUACAGAUAUGGGACACGGCUGGCCAAGAGCGUUUCAGAACAAUCACAACGGCCUAUUAUAGAGGAGCAAUGGGCAUCAUGCUCGUCUAUGACAUCACCAAUGAGAAAUCCUUUGAAAAUAUCAAGAACUGGAUAAGAAACAUAGAGGAACAUGCUUCAAGUGAUGUGGAGAAGAUGGUUCUUGGCAACAAAUGUGACAUCAAUGACAAGAGGCAGGUGUCCAAAGACAGGGGAGAAAAUCUUGCCUUAGAGUAUGGAAUCAAGUUCAUGGAGACCAGUGCGAAGGCCAACAUAAAUGUGGAAAAUGCAUUUUUGACGCUAGCGAGAGACAUCAAAUCAAAAAUGGACACAAAAUUGGAGGGCAACACACCACAGGGAAGCACACACGGAGUCAAGAUCUCGGAGCCUCAGAAAAAGUCCAGCUUCUUCCGCUGCAGUCUUCUCUGAGGACCGAAGACUUCGGCGCCGGCAACAGGCCGGCUGGACGUAAACGGACUGUGCUUGCUUCUAGCACUUCCUGCCUCCUCCCUUUUCUCUCUUUCCUCCUUCCUCUUCCUCUCCAACCAUCGCCUGUCCUCCGGGUUUGCAUAUACCACUAUUGUCUGUAAGCGGAGGACUUCCUCUCCACUCUUCCUCUCCGGAAUGCUUCCAGGUGCAUCUCUUCCAUUUAAGGCGAUCUUUUGUCUUCACGGGUCAGAGUUCUUGGCUGGUGGUGGACUUGGCCUAAAGCAUGAUCCAGAUGUUCUACUUCACGUUAAAAAAAAACACAGCUCUUAACUUUGUAUUACGCACACAUAUUCCACACAGCCUGUAGCACAUUCAAGGACGAAAAAAAAACCUUUAUAUUAUUGUAAUAGUUUUCAAAUUGGAAUACAAAUGUGAUAUUUAGAUCUAUUUUUAAUAAAACUCUCCCAUUUAUGUGACAAAGGGUAACCAGAGUCUGACAGGCUUGGCUGCAGUGAAACAGAGUUGUUUAUCUUUAUUUUGACAACACCAGCUGGGAAUCAUAUCACACAUUGUGUAAACAAGAUCAGAGGUUUAUUGGAGGUUUUUUUUUUUAAUUUUCCUUUCACUCAUUUAGUUGUCUCUAGUUUGUUUUCAGUUCUUGACAAUCAUAUAUGACUAAAACGGUGCUCUUCAUCAUGCCCCGAUUAAUGCCUCUAAUUUUUUUUCACUGGGAUUUAAGUCCUAGAAAGCAAAAUUUGCCACAUUUUAAAUUGAACUAGUUGAGAUUUCCGUCGUUUCUGCUUUCCAAGGAUCAGCGGAAAGUCGGGUGGCAUGUUUCUGUCAGGCUUCUCUGAAGUGAUAAAACUUGCAAGACAGUUAAAACAUGCUUUCACUGUGAUCCAGGAAAAUUUCUGAAAAUACUUUACCAUUUCUCCUGCAAUUAACAUGUAACUUGCAUUUUAAAAUGCUAUUAGAAUACCCAGUAGCCCGAGGAGAAGCCUUCAAGUUUAAACAAAUCC